AUGGUGAAUAAGGGAGACAUUGAAAUGCAAGAGUUCUCUACUAUUGCCACUUCAAAUAAUAUUUCUAGAGUUGAAAACGAGUUCAUCCCCACUGUCAUGCUACCAAAGGGCGCAAUCCGAGUUGCUUUUGUUGUCGACGGUGAGAUUACCCAUCG
Messenger RNA from Ilex paraguariensis (yerba mate), 155 nucleotides. The record is from the annotation of a GenBank genome assembly. Lineage: Eukaryota; Viridiplantae; Streptophyta; Magnoliopsida; Aquifoliales; Aquifoliaceae.